Molecule: messenger RNA, 1926 nt
Organism: Dromiciops gliroides (monito del monte)
Lineage: Eukaryota; Metazoa; Chordata; Mammalia; Microbiotheria; Microbiotheriidae
Gene: CCDC3
Product: coiled-coil domain containing 3
Exons: 3
Coding region: 495-1322 (275 amino acids)
Biological process (GO): negative regulation of gene expression
Cellular component (GO): extracellular region
Source: RefSeq, a predicted model, not a curated record
CCAGGCACUGAGGCUACUGCUGCUGCUGCGGGUCUGCCUUUUCCCCACCCCUCUCUCUCAGCCCACGCCCCCAGAGAAGUCACGGAGAAGUGGAGGCGGGGUAGCCAGGUCCUGGCGACCCUUUUAAAGCGAUAGGGCAGGGGAUGGACUGCAUUGAGGCGGAGCGACUCCUGCCGAGAGUAGAGGGGCCAACUCAGUGAAUUGAGGGAGAAAGAGCAAGGAGGCGAGCAAGACUCGUAGGCAGAAGCCGCCCGGCGGUGGCUUCAGCCGCGGUGGCGCUGGCCAGAGAAGGAUAGCGCGAAGCCCUCCUUUCUCCAGUCUGGACCAGCCCCACGCUCCCUGUGCCCUCUCCGCCCCUCUCCCCACCAUGCGCACAGGCUAGCAUGCCCACUGUCAGUUAAACCUGCACUCGAAGAGAGGGGCGAGCGGAGAGCGGGACUUGGGGAAACUUUGGGGACCAGGGAGCGCGUGUCGUAGGCGCUCCCACCGCCGCGAUGCUGCCCGCCCUGCUCCUCGCCCUGGUCUGCCUGGGCGACCAGCUCAGCCCCAGCCUGGGCUGCCAGCUGCCGUCCGACUGGAGACCCUUGAGCGAGAGCUGCCGGGCGGAGCUGGCCGAGAUUAUCGUGUACGCCAAGGUGCUGGCGCUGCACCAGGAGAUGUACAGCAUGUACAACUACCUGCCGUGGCAGUACGAAGCCGCCUCCGAGGGAGGGCUUUUCUACUCCGCCGAGAUCGAGAUGCUGUGCGACCAGGCGUGGGGGAGCAUGCUCGAGGUGCCCGCAGGCUCCAGGCUCAACCUCACCGGCCUGGGCUAUUUCUCCUGCCACUCCCACACCGUGGUGCAAGAUUACUCCUACUUCUUCUUCCUCAGGAUGGAUGAAAAUUAUAAUCUCUUGCCUCAUGGAGUCAAUUUCCAGGAUGCCAUCUUUCCAGACACUCAAGAGAACAGAAGAAUGUUUUCCAGUCUCUUCCAGUUUUCCAACUGUACUCAUGAACAGCAGCCUGUGACUUUCUCCAGCGAUUGGGAGAUUCAGGAAGACAACAGGCUCAUGUGUUCAUCGGUACAGAAGGCCCUCUUUGAGGAAGAAGACCAUGUGAAGAAGCUGCAGCAGAAGGUGGCCACCCUGGAGAAACGGAACAAGCAGCUUCGAGACAGGGUGAAGAAGGUCAAGAGAUCCCUGCGCCAGGCAAAGAAGAACAGCCGGCGCAUGGAGCUGAUGACCCGGAAACUUAGUGAAAAGCUGUCCUCUCCAGGGGGUCAGAUUCCUCAUAUCAACUCCCUGAAACAAGAGCAUUCCCACACUAGCUACCUGAAAGUGUAACACAAAUGCCGGUCUCUUGGGAUUUGGUCUUAGAAGUUGUCCCCGUGGGGAGUUAGAAGGGUUGCUGGGCAGCCUCAAGUUAGUGGAGCUUGACUAUCACACUUUUGUAUCAAAGGGGUAGUUUACAAAUGUCUAUAUUUUUAAAUCCCAUAGAAGAUAUUUUUAUUACACCUUUGCUAUAGCCUAAUUUUUCUCAAAACCCAGAAUCAGCCCUACUUGGGGGUCAAUGGCCUUCCUCUCCUCAAUUCAGUUCAUUUAAACAGAUUUAUUAAGCAUCUGUCAUGUACAAGACAUGUCAGUGCCAGGAAUAUGGCAAUGGAAAACUUCCCUCAAAGUUAACAACACACACACAACCAAUUAUAAUAAAAGUUAGAAUAUGAUUAAGUGUAUAGGAGAUGUCAAAGUCAAGCAUGAGAGAUUCAGAAAAGGACAGAUCAGUUCUAACUGAGGGGAAUCAGGGGAGAUUGUGGCAGAAGCUCCUGAGUCCAGCCUUGAAGGAAAAGGAUUCUUUCCUUUUUCUGUUCUUGUUCUCUUUCUUUCUUUUUUCCUUCUCUUCUUCUUCUUCUUUUUUUUUUUUUUGCGGGGCCAUGGGGGUUAAGUGACU